AUGUUCAACGUGCGCUCGAUUGUGCUGCUGGUAGUGUCCUACGUCGUCAUCCCGCGCCUGACGUUUCUCCCCCAGAAUGUCCACUCCAUCCUCAUCAUCUUCGGGCCCUUCCUUAUACCCCGCGUCCUCGACUGGAUCAAUCUCGCGCGCGCGACCGGACGAAGCGUACCAAUACGGCCGACGCCCCCGAGAGUCCAGCAGGCGCUGAACUUGCUCUUCGCGAGCGCUGUCGCGUGCCUCAUUCUUUCCUUGUCGCGGUUCGCACCGGACAACAUAUUUCUCAAGACACAGAGCCACAUACGGACCGAGACGAGUGUCUUGUUUGCGCGGCUACGGCACCUCCGGCCGCUUACAGACGAGGACGAUGCCUUGCGGACAAAGUUCACCUCGAGUGUGCGCAACAAACUGUUAUACCUGGCAUAUGGCCCGGACACGCUGUUGAACUGUGUCUGGUGCACCACAGCCAACGGAAACGACCAGCAAAACCACUUCUUGUACUCGCUCCCCAAGAUCGUCACAUCGCACAUAUUUCAACUAGGGGUUCUUGGUCUCGCGACGUCAUCGCUUGUGGGAAGUGAAGGCUCGCGGUUCCGCACACACGCAACGAUUGUGGGACUGCUCAUGAUGGUGGUGGAAGUGUGGUACAUGGGCACGUACGACAUCACGCUCAACAAGCGCGCACAGUACGUGCAAGAUAUCGAUUCGGCCUACUGGCGUGUCCGCUUUCUACGCUACGUCACCUUCGCAGUGGUAGACAUGGCUUUCGCAUUUGUCCUCUGGGCUACAAGCACGAACCGCUGGCUCGCCAAGCCUGUAUCCAUCGCCGAACGCAUCGAAGCAACCACACGAACGUCCGAAGACACCUUCAACAAGAUGCGCGCGCUUGCUCUACUUACAAACUCGGUAAACCGCGAUCCAGCGUUGCGAGGCGUGCGCGAGGAAUACUGGAGAACGGAGGGCAAGGUUACAGCGGAAGUCGUGCAGGACGAACUUGUAACGGAACAAAUCAAUGCUGCAAUCAGCAGGAUGGACUUCAGCACGCUUGAAGGACGAGUUGGCGAGGUUGCAGAUGGCAUCAUGAAGGGCAUCGAUAGCUUGAGGGCAAGCCAGACAUUGGCGGCGAGUCAGGUCAGCGAUCCGUUGUCAUCUCCGGCAUCGUGA
This is a messenger RNA of Alternaria incomplexa, 1161 nucleotides long. RefSeq lists its product as uncharacterized. Lineage: Eukaryota; Fungi; Ascomycota; Dothideomycetes; Pleosporales; Pleosporaceae. The record is from RefSeq and is a predicted model, not a curated record. The transcript has a single exon. Bases 1 to 1161 code for a protein of 386 amino acids.